Molecule: messenger RNA, 1176 nt
Organism: Triticum dicoccoides
Lineage: Eukaryota; Viridiplantae; Streptophyta; Magnoliopsida; Poales; Poaceae
Product: B-box zinc finger protein 20-like
Exons: 3
Coding region: 249-1046 (265 amino acids)
Biological process (GO): photomorphogenesis; regulation of DNA-templated transcription
Cellular component (GO): nucleus
Molecular function (GO): zinc ion binding
Source: RefSeq, a predicted model, not a curated record
ACCGCAAAUCUCUAUCCCCAACACGCACUGGCACAGUGGCACCGCCCACUCAGCUGCCUUCUUACCAUGUCCUCCUGGCCGAUAUAUAAACACCUCUCGCGUGCCGGUAUGCAGUAGCAACAUCUCUGACCGAGAGAGAGCCCGAGAUAUUGGCCUGGCCCCGUGACCUGCCUUGCCUAUCUCUAGCCGCCCACUCCAUCUCUCGAGCGGUCGAUUGGCUUGUGCUAGCUGCGUGCCCAGAUCGUGCCAUGAAGGUGCAGUGCGACGUGUGCGAGGCCGAGGCGGCCUCAGUCUUCUGCUGCGCCGACGAGGCCGCGCUGUGCGACGCGUGCGACCGCCGCGUCCACCGCGCCAACAAGCUCGCCGGCAAGCACCGCCGCCUGUCCCUCCUCCACCCGUCUCCGUCCUCGCCCUCCUCGUCGCCUUCGUCAAAGCCGCCUCUCUGCGACAUCUGCCAGGAGAAGAGGGGGUUCCUGUUCUGCAAGGAGGACAGGGCGAUCCUGUGCCGGGAGUGCGACGUCCAGGUGCACACGGUCAGCGAGCUGACGAGGCGGCACGGCCGGUUCCUGCUCACCGGCGUGCGCGUCUCGUCGGCGCCGGCGGAGUCCCCCGCGCCGUCGGGUCAGGAGGAGGAAGAAGGGAACAGCACCAGCCCCUGCAACGCCGACUCCUGCAGCGGCGACGCCAGUGGCACGGCGAGCGCCAGCGCGACCGCGAACGACGGCAGCAGCAUCUCCGAGUACCUAACCAAGACGCUGCCCGGGUGGCACGUCGAGGACUUCCUCCUGGACGACGCCGCCGCCUCGGCCGCCGUCGCCGUCUCCUCAAACAAGCCGUAUCAGCAGGUAGGGCUGGCUCGGAUCGGUGGGCCGCAAGAAGGGUACCCGGCGUGGGCGGGCCAGGAGCAGCUGAUCGGUGGAGUCGUUGUCGCCGCGGGUGAGCGGGCCAGCCGCGAGCUGUGGGUACCGCAGAUGCACGCGGGGGCGGCGUGGACCGGCAGCAAGCGACCUCGGCCGUCGUCUCUCGGCUCCUCCUCCUACUGGUGAAAACGUGCGCUUUCCAGUACUAGUACUAGUAGCGGAUAAAAUCAGAUAAGAUCAGAAAAAUGACCUGGACCAUGAAUUUUUGUUUGAUCUGUAGCUGCUCGCUUUGAAAUCUACUGCCAUUUUUUUACUU